This is a messenger RNA of Pangasianodon hypophthalmus (striped catfish), 3759 nucleotides long. RefSeq names its product solute carrier family 25 member 46 (gene slc25a46). Bases 296 to 1534 code for a protein of 412 amino acids. The record is from RefSeq and is a predicted model, not a curated record. The transcript is spliced from 8 exons. Gene Ontology annotation, cellular component: mitochondrial outer membrane. Lineage: Eukaryota; Metazoa; Chordata; Actinopteri; Siluriformes; Pangasiidae. Gene Ontology annotation, biological process: mitochondrial membrane fission; mitochondrial fission; axon development.
AUACAUUACGUAUUGUAGAAAACUGGCGACCUGGCAACACUAGGAUGACAUAUCCCAGAAGGCCAGAGCGCACCCGGAAGUAACGUAGGAAGUCAAAGGUUGCAGUUCAAUUAGCUAGCUAGCUAAAUCCCGAGCUACAGUUGUUUUGACAGAGAAGCAGUGCUGUUAUCUGGGGCACAGCACCAGGCGACUGGGAAUCCUUGCAGUUUCGAAAUGUUUCGUUUGCAGCUCUGUUAAAGAGGACAAAUAUAUUUAUUUCCGCUCACUUUACAGUCCCCACUGUUUCCCCAUAAACAUGACUUCCCGACGCCCAGACAGCUUCGACGGGUUAGGUUACAGGGGCAGGGAGGAGCCGUCAUACGGCGGAGGCUAUUCGGGAAGGUCGUUUAACAGUUCAUCCAGCACUGACCUGCAGCACUGGGUCACCACGCCUCCGGACAUCCCCGGCAGCAGAAACCUGCACUUUGGUGACAGCACGCCGCAGUUUGAAGCGGCUCCUGCAGCCCCCGGGGCCGGAGACGGAGAGUUUCAGUCUGCUGCUCCACCAUCCGAUCAGUUGAACAGAUUUGCUGGUUUUGGUAUUGGUCUUGCAAGCCUGUUUACAGAAAAUGUCCUAGCCCACCCGUGUAUUGUGUUUCGACGGCAGUGCCAGGUGAAUUACCACGCCAGAUGCUACCACCUGUCACCUUUAACAGCUCUUAAUGUGAUGUACAACGUCUCCAAAACGCAGGGUCCAAAGGCUUUAUGGAAGGGGAUGGGGAGCACGUUCGUGGUCCAGGGUGUGACUCUUGGGACGGAGGGCAUCAUCAGCGAGUGCACCCCACUGCCAAGGGAGCUGCCCCACAGAUGGAAUCCUAAACAAAUCGCAGGUCACUUUAUUCUGAAGGGUUUAACACAUGUGGUUGCAUUGCCGUUUUACUCAGCAAGCCUCAUUGAAACUGUCCAGAGUGAGAUCAUUCGGGACAACCCGGGCAUCCUGGACUGUGUCAAAGAGGGCGUGGGGCGUAUCUUGGGUCUGGGCGUGCCCCACAGUAAACGCCUCCUUCCCCUGUGGGCGCUGGUCUUUCCUACCGUCCUCCACGGCGUCCUACAUUACAUCAUAAGCUCCAGUAUGCAGAAGCUGGUGCUGUACGUGCUGCGUCGCCGCAGCAGCACCAACACGUCGCCCAGACAUACCGAAUUUGGCGUGGAGACGGUCCAGAACAUGCUGGACGCCUAUUUCCCAGAGCUGAUCGCUAGCUUCGUGGCCAACCUGUGUGCUGACGUGCUGCUGUUUCCUCUGGAGACAGUGCUGCACCGACUGCAUGUUCAGGGAACUCGCACCAUCAUCGAUAACACUGACCUGGGCUUCGAGGUGCUGCCCAUUAACUCUCAGUACGAGGGGAUGAGGGACUGUAUAAACGCAAUACGACGCGAGGAGGGUCCACUGGGCUUCUACAAGGGCUUUGGGACCCUCGUGAUCCAGUACUCGCUACACGCAACAGUGCUGCAGAUCACCAAGAUGAUUUAUUCAACUCUGCUGCAAAACGCCUGAGGGAAAAAUAUAAAAUACGCCAAUCACGGGUCCUUUCUUCUCACUUUAUUUCAUCAGACUGCGUUGUUAUUUCAGAAGGCACUUGCAUGAAACUUUGAUGCAUCAGUAGUAAUGUUAGGCUGCUUUCACACUGUGGUUUUUUUUCUACAGAAAAAGUGCUGACCACGCCUCUUUGUGCUGAUAUCUAAAAAUAACCAUCUCAUGUGGCGUGCACACUGUAACCAUAACAACGCUGUUACCACUUCCAGCUUCUGAUUGUAUAGGCUGAUCAGCAAGCUUAUCUACAUAGAUUAUAUUAACAAUAAAAUGUGACGUGACAUUGUAAAUCAUAAACCUCUUUACAUUCUCUAACUAACUUUACGUUCACUCUAGCAAUGAUAAAGUGACAGAUGACCAUCGUAAGUGCUGUGGUUUGAUUGACAGCUGCAAGCGACAAAGUGACAGUGUAACAUUUGAACUGAGAUUUUCUCACUUUUAUGCAGAUUACAUAUGAUUCCUCAGACCCGUCGUAUGGUGCACAUGGUCUGAUGUUUCUUCAAUUUCCCACUCACAAUGUUAGUUCCUGUGUGUAGUUAGUUCGCAUUUAUGGAAGAAUAAGCAUGGUUUCGUCUUAUCCUGUCAAAUAAGAUGUCAUGUUAAAUGUGUAUGGAGACAUUAUGAAGAAAAAUAAAGCUUGCCUCUGGUGAGUGCAGAUAUGCAAAUGAAGUUAGCUUGUUUUGCUAAACUGUCAAUGAAAAUAAAACAAGUCUAGCACAUAAAAUGUAAAUCAAUCGAUCAGUUUUAACACAGAUUAAAGUGCUUUAUUUAAUUUUUGUUUAAAUAGUUAGAAUGAGAAGCUACAUAGCUACUAAUUUUCUCAUCUGAACUGAGCAAGCGACAACAGAGACACACCCACGAGAGACAAACUAGAGUGUAAGAACAUUACUAGCACUCAGUCUUCCAUGUCUGUUUUUCCUCGCUUGCCCCAGCAGUGUGUUUUUAAACCAACAUUUCAACCACUAUGACGGGAAAAAAAACUCGGAGGCGGCUGUGCAUGUUAAUCCUUCUAUUCACGUCAGAAUGACCGUGAAGCACAAUUAGAUGACUAAAUGAACCACUUUUCCGUCGUCAAUCUUUAUGUGCUUGAUGUAGUUUGAUUUAUAGUAGAUAGUAGUAAAAAGUUCAGUCUAAUACACAAAGUUUCCAGAAUGUUUCAGACAAAAGUCAGUCCUACAACAGAGAUUAGAGAUUACGUUCAGCUAAUUUUGCUCUCAGGGUAAAGUGAAAAAUGAGUGGAUUGAGUGGUAAAUGUUGCCACUAAGGGAGAGCCCCAAACAUCUGAUAGCCUGUUUCCAUCAAUACCAUUGUUUCCGUCAGACCAAUAAUAAAUACAACUUUAAUAAAAAUUAAUAAUAAUAAUUUGGUUGUCUCUGGGAACCAAAAUCGGGAUUCCAAACUAGAACCCUUUUAAAAAGCUACAAAGCGUUAAAUAUGAAUAAUCCUGUUUCAUAGAGUGUAGUGAACAGAACAUAAGUGUUAUUGAACAUAAGUGUUCUCAUAGGAUUAGGUAUAAAAUGUGCACUGAAAGUUGAGAGAGAAAAAAUUCCUAGUUUGAAAGCAGCCUUAAUAUUGAGGAUUUGCUGCUCAAUAUGUGGCUAAAAGUCAUUAAUUCUACUAGAUCAGCACAACUGUGUGUGUGUGUGUGUGUGUGUGUAGCUUUCUACUCUCACUUUGUCCUCUUUUACUAAUGUAAAUUUUGCUCUUGUUGAAGACAGUUUCUCUCACUGUGGUGUGCUUGCAGCGUUUUCUGGACUAACUCAGAUCCUAGAUUUCCACAUGCUUACAUAGAUGUGCUUUCACUUUUUCUAAAACACAGACUUUUGCAGAUGAGUUGAUUUGGUGUGUUAAAUGAAGUCAGAUGCUACACUCUUCAGGACCAGUGUCUAGAGAUUGAUUGUACAUGAACAAUAUACAAAUUGUAAAGUGUUGUUUAGUCAUUUGCACCCUGAUGAAUAAUUGUAAUGAUGUGUAAAUUAGUGAAAACGUUUCCAUCCGCUUUCUGCCACGUUACUGCAAGGAUACAGUAUAACGCGCCAUAUCGCAAUAGCACUGAUUAUAGUUAUUGUGUCAAAUUUUGACAGCAGCACUUUUUUUGGAAGCCAAUGUAAUGUUUUAGCUGCAGUUAACAGAAAAAUAAUAUAUAUACAAUAUUGGGUACUGUGAUUGACAAUAAAUGUAUGUAAUCA